This is a messenger RNA of Peronospora belbahrii, 684 nucleotides long. The record is from the annotation of a GenBank genome assembly. NCBI's taxonomy places the organism in Eukaryota, Oomycota, Peronosporomycetes, Peronosporales, Peronosporaceae.
AUGGGUAUCACGUUUGAAAACUUGGACCAGGACACUGGCUUGAAGAAGCUCAAUGGUUUCUUAACCAAUCGAAGUUACAUUGAAGGCUAUAAAUUUAGUUCAGCUGAUACUGUUGUAUUGCAGCAGUUCUCGGCUGUUCCGGAUGCUGCCAAGUUUGCCAACGUAUACCGUUGGUAUGUGCAUGUGGCUGCCAAAUUAGGUCUUCGUUCGAUUCUGGGGACCAAGACAGUCAAUGCUUCUUCUUCUUCUGCUGCUGCUUCCAAGAAGACUGUUGCUAAGAAAGACGAAGACGAAGAGGAAGACGAUGACGAUCUGUUUGGUGAUGAUGACGAGGACGAUGAGGCUACCAAGGCCCUUGCUGCCAAGCGCGCAGAAGCAGCAAAGAGUGCUAAAAAGGAAAAGAAAAAGCCAGUGGAACGCUCGCAAGUUGUAAUCGAGGUAAAGCCAUGGGAGGCGGAGACAGACCUUGAAGAAUUGGCUGCCAAGAUCAAGGCUCUCCCUGUGGAAGGUCUAACGUGGGGUGAAGGUCACAAGCUGGUGCCAGUGGCCUUUGGUAUCAAAAAGUUACUGGUGCAAUGUGUCAUCAUUGACGAUAUGGUUUUGCUUGAUGACAUCACAGACGCAAUCGAAGGCUUUGAGGACUAUGUCCAGUCGGUUGACGUAGCCUCAAUGAACAAGUUGUAA